Molecule: messenger RNA, 2304 nt
Organism: Manihot esculenta (cassava)
Lineage: Eukaryota; Viridiplantae; Streptophyta; Magnoliopsida; Malpighiales; Euphorbiaceae
Exons: 12
Coding region: 284-2011 (575 amino acids)
Source: RefSeq, a predicted model, not a curated record
AAAGGAAAACGCGCAGCAAUGCCUUGGCCUGCAGCAAACUCCACUCAAGCUUCUCCAAAAUAGACGCACAAUCACAGACACUGUCUUCCUCUUCUACUGCUACUAAAGCCCCAAUCCAAAAAAACCUUAAUUUUAAGCUCUCUCAAUCUCUCCUCUACCAGUAUCAGACGCCUAUACACAUUCACAGCUGGGUUUUCCUUUUCUCUCCCAGAACCAGAUGAAUCAUUCAAAACCCUGAAUCCCAUCUUCUUAAAUCCUCAAAACCAUCUCAUCAGAAUGAUAAAUGGUGGUUGUGAUGAUGAUGCAGCCGCCGCCGCUGACUUCCUCUGGACUGCCUACACAGCCCAAUUCCUCCACACUUAGAUCCCCUACAACCCCUACUCAAUCCCCUAUUUCUCUCGCUCCGCUCUCCAUUUCUCACCGCCAACCGCUGUCUGCUGAUCAUGUAAUCGCUCCGCCCAUUACUGCUGUGCAACAGUCCGGCGACCCAGCGCUGAUGCUGGCAAGGGUCAGGCUAUCUGAUAUAGUACCAUUUGAUGGGGCUCCGGCCGGACCUUAUAUGAAGGCGGUAGAGGCGCUUUCUGGGUCCUUGAUGAGGCAUAAUGCUGUGGUUAUUGAACUAGGCAGUGACGACGCUGCGCUUAUGAGGUGUGGGUUGGAAGCGGCGCGCAUGUUUUUCAGGACUCGGGUUCCGAGCGUAGGCAGUAAGGGAGGCAGCCGUGGGGUAUACAUGUACAGGGCUGGAAGGGCUUUGGAAGAUUAUGAUUCAUCUCCUCCAUGCAUGGCAGAAAUAUUUAGAUGCAUGGGAAAGGCAGCUCGUGCUUCUCUAUGUGCAAUAGCAAGGCAUCUUCGUCUGCGAAGCGAUGUUUUCAAUCAUUUACUUGACGAUACCCCGUUACCUGCAAAUGAGGUGUCCUCAUCAGUGCUUCUUGCCACCUAUUCCCUUGCUUCCUUGCAAAAUGGAAAGGGGGCUAUUGGAGGAGGGAAGCCAACAGUUAAUGGUGAAGUUGAGAAGGGAUUAUUAACGCUGGUAUCUUCAGAUAGCCCUGGUCUACAGGUUUGUGACCCCAAUGGUCGGUGGUACCUGGCAGAUUGUGGUUCAACUCCUGGGGAUCUUUUACUGAUUACUGGCAAAGCACUUAGCCAUGCUACUGCUGGCCUUCGUCCUGCUGCUUCAUAUAGAGCUGCCCCUGAUUACUCAUCUGGCACAAACAAUGGUGGGAGGACAUCGUUAGCAUUUAGGCUUAUGCCACAGGGUAAUGCCAUAUUAGAUUGCUCUCCAAUUGCAGCAGCUGGUCAUGUCAUUCCUCAAAGCUAUGUGCCAAUAUCUGUGAGCCAGUUUAUGGAUGACCUUUCUGCUGAGGAGGAUGUAAUGUGCAAUCGACAUGAAAAUAACCUUGUUGGUCAUUAUAACUUGAAUAAAGAACCAUCAUUAAGAAGUGUGCUCUCAGAUCCAUUAUCUGGUGCAUUCCUUGAAGAUGCAGUGUUUGUCUCAUGUGGACAUUCCUUUGGUGGUCUUAUGCUAAGAAGAGUCCUUGAAAUGUCAAGAUGUACCCUUUGCAAUUCAGAAAUUGAGGCUGGGUCUUUGAUUCCUAAUUUUGCUCUGAGAGCAGCCGCAGCAUCCAUAAAGCAGGAGGAUGAUCGGAGGCUAUUUCAUAAUGCAGCUCUUCGAAAGCGUCGCAAAGAAAUGGGUGACCAAACAGAUUCAGUGAGAAGAUCAAGCAGGGAGAAUGGAGAUAUUGCUGCAGAUGAUGGCUUGCUUAAGGGAGUGCAGUAUCCUUUUUCUGUCAAUGAGAAAGUAGUAAUUAAGGGAAAUAGGAGGACACCGGAAAAGUUUGUUGGAAAGGAAGCAAUUAUCACCUCACAAUGUCGCAAUGGCUGGUACUUGCUUAAAAUUAUUGGAAGUGGUGAGAAUGUUCGUCUGCAAUACCGCUCUCUUAGGAAAAUUCUGAGCUCUCAGGCCAUUGAAGAUAGAUGUCCUGCAAUGCCAAUUCAAAAUACCAACUCGUAAAUUUAAAUUUCUGCAGGUAAAAUUAUAAUCUCCGUGGAGCGCGAUACGUAUAAAUAUAAUACAUAUCUUCCUGUUCUUGCCAAGAAUGUGAUAUGGUUUCUUCCAGAUUACCGAAUCUGAAUAUGUAGCUAGGGUUAGAGGUUAGGUUAUAGUUCUGCAUUUAGCAGCAUGUAGAGAGAGGGGAUUUCUGGUAACACGGCCUGCUUUGUAACACGAGGGUAUGUGUAAUUUUCUUUUAAUUGUAUUUUUAUUUAUUUUUUUCUUUUAUUAGAAGAAAGCAGCAUCUUCUCUUA